AUGAAAGGCAGCACCACUUUCCUGCUGGCAGCCCUGGCCUUGCUCUGCGUCUGUGGGCCAGCUGGAGGGGAGGACAACAACGAGUUUUUCAUGGACUUCCUACAAACACUGCUCGUGGGGUCUCCAGAGGAGCUCUACGAGGGGCCCCUUGGCAAGUAUGACGUCAACGCAGAUGCCAAGGCUGCCCUGGGCGAGCUCAAGUCUUGUAUCGACGGCCUGCAGCCCAUGCACAAGGCAGAGUUGGUCAAGCUGCUGGUUCAAGUGUUGGGCAGUCAAGAUGGUGCCUGA
Elephantulus edwardii (Cape elephant shrew) is the source of this 288-nucleotide messenger RNA. RefSeq names its product secretoglobin, family 1C, member 1 (gene SCGB1C1). Lineage: Eukaryota; Metazoa; Chordata; Mammalia; Macroscelidea; Macroscelididae. The transcript has 3 exons. The coding region runs from base 1 to 288 and encodes 95 amino acids. The record is from RefSeq and is a predicted model, not a curated record.